AUCAGACGAGAGAGAGAGAGUGUGUGCGUGAUGAAGAACAAUCACCUUCAACUGACGAAGAAGAAGAAGGAAGAUCGACAAACUAAUUUCCGAUCCAAAUCUCAAAAGCUUCUAGUUGCUACGAUUCAUGCAGCAGAUCAGCAAACAUUGCCUCGAUUAUGUGCCUGAGUUGGACGAUGAUACCUCGCAGCUGAAUAAUAAUAAUUUCGAUGAAUCUUCAUUUUCAGAAAUCAUCCAUGACUCUCACUUCGAGUCGGCAAAUGAUUUCAUGGAAAAUCCAAUUCUAUCUGCUUAUGAAUCAGGAAAACUAGAAUACAGCUCUAUUUCUUCUUCCAGUAAUUUAGAUAAUGUGAAGAGCAAGUUUGUAGAGGUUGAUAUGAUGGUGAGUAAUCUUAGGCAAGCUGAAAUUCAGGUCCUGAAUUCAACAAACGUUGAUGAUGUGUUUAAACGUAUCAUAUAUACAUUGGUAGAGAUGGUAAUUGAAGAGCUAAAUACUAUGUCAGGAGAUAAGGACAGAUUACCUGAGAUUGUUUCACGAAAAACUCAUAUUGUUCUUCUCAGCAGCCUUGCUACUUGUAUUUGUCUUGCUUUUAUGAUUCUUCUGCUCUGUAAUGGAGGAUCAGGAAGCUUCAUUCAACCACCACCACCACCAACUUAAGUCCAGUGACCAUCGCUGGCCAUGAUUUGGGGUGGAGGAUUAGGCAGAGGAACUUAGGUCAGGCCCGCCUCCCUUGAUUCCUUUAAAGGUAAAACCAUCAUUAUUGCAUUUUAGUUUAUUGCCCUAUACAUAUUUCUUUCAUUCCAUUUCCCAACUUUUUUAUCCAUUUAACCCAUUCACUACUUUAAAUUUGCUGUCUUCAAAAAUAUAAAUAUUAUUUGCCCCAAGUAAAACACAUAAUUAUAAAUAAUU
Messenger RNA from Impatiens glandulifera, 910 nucleotides. RefSeq lists its product as uncharacterized. The transcript has 4 exons. The record is from RefSeq and is a predicted model, not a curated record. The coding region runs from base 128 to 658 and encodes 176 amino acids. NCBI's taxonomy places the organism in Eukaryota, Viridiplantae, Streptophyta, Magnoliopsida, Ericales, Balsaminaceae.